Molecule: messenger RNA, 1122 nt
Organism: Magnolia sinica
Lineage: Eukaryota; Viridiplantae; Streptophyta; Magnoliopsida; Magnoliales; Magnoliaceae
Exons: 1
Coding region: 1-1122 (373 amino acids)
Source: RefSeq, a predicted model, not a curated record
AUGACUAUAGCAAAUCACAAGGUAUACCGCAUCCUGGUCAACACCGGAAGCUCGGCCGAUGUGAUCUAUUCCCAAGCUUUCGAAAGAAUGAGGCUUCCUCGGUCACGCCUCCGACCAUUGAAGACCGCCCUACAUGGCUUUGUCGAAGAGAAAGUGAUCUCCGAAGGAGCCAUUUUCCUCCCAGUAACUGCAGGAGAAGGGCAACACCAAGUCACCCUUAUGGUGGACUUUCUUGUUGUCAACGUACCAUCAGUGCACAACGUCAUCCUGGGCAGACCCUUCCUCAAUGCAAUGAGAGUGGUCGUCUCAACAUAUCACUUGAUGAUGAAAUUCCCAGCUGAGGGAGGAAUAUGCUACCUCCGAGGCGACCAACGCGAGGCUUGGAGAUGUUACGCUAUAGCAGUCAGAAAAGGAUCCAUCAAGCAAGCGCUUGCAAUUAAUGUCUUGGAUCCCCGAGGACCCACCAAGGACUCGUCUGCAGAAGACCUGGAGAAGGUGCCCCUUGAAGAAACAGAUCCAAGUAAAACCAUUCAGCUCGGAACGUCACUAAGUCCCAAGCAACGGACUAAAAUGCUGACUUUUUUAAGACAACACAGGGACGUCUUCGAGUGGUUGCAUGCAGAUAUGCCAGGGAUCUCCCCUAAGGUUUUGGUCCAUAGGCUGAAUGUGGAGCCGGAUCACAAACUGGUAAAGCAAAAGAGAAGAUCAUUCGACGUCGAGCGCUAUGAAGCCAUUGCCGAGGAGGUCUCCAUCCUACUUGAUGCCGGUUUUAUAGAGAAAGUAUAUUACCCCGACUGGAUUGUAAAUAUAGUGCUUGUCAGAAAAUUCAAUGGGAAGUGGCGGGUCUGUGUAGACUACUCAAACGUGAGCAAGGCAUGUCCUAAGGAUAGCUUCCCAUUACCUCAGAUUGAUCAACUGGUGGACAGUACAGCCGGUCAUGAGUUGCUCUCCUUCCUGGGCGCCUAUUCCGGGUACAACCAAAUUACGAUGCACCCCCCAGACAGGCAGAAGACUACCUUCAUCACGGACAAGGGACUCUACUAUUAUCGAGCCAUGCCAUUUGGCCUUAAGAACACUGGGGCGACAUAUCAGAGGUUGGUAAAUCAAAUGUUCGCUAGAUAG